CCUUCCUCCCAACACACACACACACACACACGCGCACAGCCCUUUAUAACCGUUCCCUUCCCUUCUUCCAUCUCACCCAACGCAGCCCAUUCCAUACUUCUUCCUCUUCCUUUUUGGUUCCCACACACUCUCUCUCUCUCGAGGGAGUUCUUCCCGUCCUAGGCAUUACACCCUGAAGGCUUCCUCCCUCUCUCUCUCGCUGCAGGGAGAGGUAUCCAGAAUAGCCCCAGUACAGGGAGAGAGCCCCGACCAUCAGAUGGCUGCCGCCACCGAUUCCUCGUCGAAUUUUCAGGCGAGGGCGACGGGGUUAACCAGCCCCGCGCCGUCGCGCAGCCCUUGGUCUCAGAUCGUCAGAGGGGAUCCAGAAUCCGCCUCCGCUAAUCCCUCUUCGCCGCCUCCGGCGCAGGAUCCCAAUGGGUCGCCGGUUUCCGAUCGGUCGCCGCCGAAGCCGGCGUCUGAGACGUGCGGCCCCGCCAUCGUCGUUGGCUCACCUCGUAAGGUGUCGGACGAUGCGAACGAAGGGUCACCGUCCGUGAAGAAGCACGCCUGGAACAAGCCCUCUAAUGGGCCGGACUCGCCGGUGGAGGUCGGUCCGAUCAUGGGAGCAGCUUCGUGGCCGGCGCUGUCGGAAUCUACGAAGGCUUUGGGGAAAUCGGCCGACUCGCCGAAGCCCCUUGUCGAUGGAUCAUCGGUUUCUCAGGCUCCGGUAAUGCCACAAUCUCCACAAAAAACGGAUCAAAACACCAAUGCUAACGCAAAUUCCACCCAGAAUCAUGCAUUUCCGAAUCGGCAGAAAUCUUUUAAUAGGCGUGGCAAUAAUGCCAAUGGUGGUGCUACAUUGUCCGGAGCAGAAGCAUCGCAAAGUGCAUCCGAUACUAAGGAACAAGCUUCCAAAGAAUCCACGCAGAAAAACAAUCCGGAUUCGGGACCAAAGGGGUCUGGUUCUCAGAGUAAUAGCGGAAACGAGCAUCCUAGGAAUUCGUUUAGGAGGGGGAAUGGAAAUCACCAACGAGCUGACAAUCACCGCAGUAACAAUUACGGGAAUAGGGGUAAUGCUCGCGAUCAGGAAAGAAGUAACUAUGAUUGGGGUCCAAAUCGAGGUUAUGGUGGACGGGAUGUUCAUCAGCAGCAGAGGGUUGGCCCGCGAAAUUUUAUCCGGCCGCCUCCUCCCGCUCCAUUUGUGAACCUGCAUCGUGGUUAUGCAAGCCCGAUCGGCUACCCUGACAUGGGUGCACAGGUAUAUUAUGUUCCAGCCUCACCCACUGAGCCUAUUCCGCCUAUGUCGUUCAUACCACAUGCUCCACCACCUGCUGUCUUCUUUCCAGCACCGGAUCCUCAAUUAUGUGCCUUGUUAGUUAAGCAGAUAGAGUAUUACUUUAGUGGUGACAAUUUGUGCAAAGAUAUUUAUUUGCGGGACAAAAUGGAUGAGCAAGGAUGGGUUCCUAUCUCAGUGAUUGCAGCUUUUAACCGAGUAAAGCAGUUAACGAACAGCAUUCCUUUCAUUCUCGAUUCUAUGAGAGGCUCUUCUGUCGUGGAAAUUCAGGGUGACAAAAUAAGAAGGAGGAAUGAUUGGAGCAAUUGGCUUUUGCCUCCUAAUUCUCCAUCAGCUUCCAAUGUAGAGCUAUCUGGUACGGUGAAUGUUGACAAUUUGGCAGCCCGUAUUAGAGGAGUGGGAGUAGAGGGAUCUGUACUACAGACUGGAUCAAGACUUCCUCCAGGAGAUGCUCAUCCUGAGGUGCUGAGCAGGUCAUCGUCUGAGGAGUUCACUAGCCAUUGAUUUUCCUCUAGCAGGGAGAUGGUAGGAGAGUGCACUCCAGCUAAUGAUAAUGGUACUUUCAAUGAAUGGGGCCGGGAAUUGCAAUAUGUCAAUCAUCUUGUUGAUUCCACUGCGACGCAGUGAAGUGGAGGGGAAGGAAAAAUUCAUGCUGCUGGAGCGUCAAUGGAAAAUUUUGGGAUUGUGUAAAAAAGGAAAGAGGUUUUACAUAGCUUACCUGGAUUGAGAGUAGACAGCGGCGACCCCUACAUGAAGGGGAAAGAGGGGAAAAAAAAAGAAAAAAAAGGAAAAAAAAAAGAAAAAACAAAAAAAGGAAAAAAGCAGAUAAAGAUGAAUUAUGGUUGUGAUGAGUAAAUGAUGACAAGUUUGUUGGGCUGUAUAGUUUGAUUUGGCAUGGUGGAAGCUAGGGCUGUUAUGGUUCAUAUUGAAGCGAUCUCCCUACACAACUAUGCUCCUGAUUUUUUUGCUUGCUUCGUGAAAAAUUUUGGUUCGAUUGUUUGGAAAGUGAGCAUUUUGUCCAACAAAAUGGAAUGUCUCAUUUUGUCCAACAAAAUGGAAUGUCUCCUGAGAGCAUGCGGCAUAUGAAGAUUCUUUUAAAGGCAAGACAUCUAUCUUCUCUCGCUAUGAGAUCCCUGGACUUUUUACCCCCUUUGCUCUCUUUGAAUGAAUUUAAAAAAUAUAUAAAUACAUAAACACAUACUUCUCUCGAAGCUUCGUGUCAUUAUUAAUUUUUUUUUCCAUAAAACAACUUUGAUUAAAAGUAGACUGUAAAUUGGUUUGAUUGAUGAACUCGAAUCUUGAUCCUAUAAUAAUUGAAGCCAAUGUUGUGGCUUGACUUUUGUUUA
Molecule: messenger RNA, 2619 nt
Organism: Nymphaea colorata (pocket water lily)
Lineage: Eukaryota; Viridiplantae; Streptophyta; Magnoliopsida; Nymphaeales; Nymphaeaceae
Product: la-related protein 1B-like
Exons: 6
Coding region: 257-1777 (506 amino acids)
Molecular function (GO): RNA binding
Source: RefSeq, a predicted model, not a curated record